UUUAGCUAGUUUCGAGGUGAUAGGAACUGUGCCAGUGCCCUCACAAAUGCGACGACCUGGUACCGAUGGAGGCGCGCACCGACCUCUUCAACCAUUUCUACGGCUUGGGCGAGGCCGACGGCCAGAACCUGUUCCUCAGGAUGCACAUGGACCUUAGGGCGCGCACGAACGUACCUGAAACGACCGGGAGCGGCAGGCCGCCUCGGAGGAUCACCUGCAAGUACCUAGUACCCAUAUUAAACGAAGGCAGAACUGUGGAAGUGUGUCAGAAAGCUUUCGUCAGCGCCUUCGUCAUAACCACGAAGCGGGUGAGAUUGCAAAGGGAAAAACUGAUCGCCAGCCUGGGACUGAACAGUUACCGCAGCCACAACAGGAGCAAGAAAGAAAAGGAUGAUAAAAGCAUCGCGAUGAUGGCCAAAGCAGCCGCCGCCGCAUCGGACACUUCCAUCGACAACAACAACGACAGCCUCACUCUCAACAACAACACCAUAACGUUGAACACCUUGAAAUCGAAAUUCCACUUGCCUUCGAACCUCAGCGUCAUCAUGCCAAGGUGCUUGUUUUACGAAAUGAGCAGAUUCAUUUAUCCGACAAAAAGGCCACUGUUUUUGUUCUUCAAGUCGACUUUCGACCAAAACCCCAGAUCAAUGCCACCAACUAUUACCACAAAUAAUAACAACAACAACAAUGUUACCAACUACGGCCACAGUAAGUCGGUUCUGGAAUCGAACUCGGCGAAAAAACUGGCCAGCAUCCUGGGUAAGAAGUCCUUGGAGGAGCUAAAGGAGUUAAACAUUUCCUUGGAGAAGGACUCUAGCACGGAUUCCGAUAGAGACGAUGGAUUCCUCAGGGCUCCUCCUCUUAAGAAGGCGCGGUUUGUCAAAAGACAACGAAACAACAAUAUGAUGGAUAAUCCGCUGAUUCCUUUCGGCCUCAUCGUGCCAGAUGGCGUGACCAUCGCGCCCGUGUUCGGACCGGAAAACGACAACGCCAUGGCCAUCGUCAACAACUUCUUCAACAACCAGCUGUGGAAGCCCGAAUACAUCGGCGCCUAUUCGUGAUAACACACAAAUGUGACAUCAUUGGCAACGCCGCGAGGUGCCUUAAACACGUAAAACGGUAGGGGGAGGAAAGGUAGAGAGGAAAGAGAUUUUUUCGGACACAAAGAUCGGAUUUAGUAAAAUAUACAUACACUCAACCGAGCGAUCUCAGUAGUAAAGUACAAAACAAAAAAAACAUCUGUAAAUAUUUAAAUUAUCGAUGUCCGUCCGUCCAGACGCUGUUGUCUGUCCUUUCCCCGCUAUUAUAGGUGAUUUUCAAAAAAGGUCCAAUCGUCUCUCAGGACAUUUAAAAAAACUGUUCUACUUAUUAGGUUAUAUAUACAUAAUUUUUUAAAUAAGAAUAUAAGGGAAUAGAGUAGUUAGGACGAAGUACUUUACUUUAGGGGCUUUUGGAUUUGAUUUGAGACACGUGAUAUAGAUAAAAUUCUACACGAUUUUGUUGUACCAUAGCAUAUGACAGAAAGGCUAUAAAUUUCGUACUCUUAAAUCAUACAGGGUGUUCAAAAUUCUACACCAAACUUUCUAAAUUAUAAAAUAGUUUUUCUUUGUUUUUUUUUACAUCCUGUAUAUUAUUUUUUACUAGUUGAUGCCUGGCGCAUCCGCCACGACAUCAGGAAAAAAAAUACUUUUUAUUUUUUUUAAUUAAAA
Sitophilus oryzae (rice weevil) is the source of this 1709-nucleotide messenger RNA. RefSeq lists its product as uncharacterized. The coding region runs from base 66 to 1061 and encodes 331 amino acids. The record is from RefSeq and is a predicted model, not a curated record. Lineage: Eukaryota; Metazoa; Arthropoda; Insecta; Coleoptera; Curculionidae. The transcript is spliced from 6 exons.